UUGGAUUUGUUAAAAUUAAUGUUAAGUUUUUUUGUCGUCAUACGUAUUUGCGUAUAAGUACUUUACUUUUGUUAAUUUAUCUUCCAAAAAUUUUAAUUAGUAAAAACUUCAAUCGAUCGGUGAGUCCAUAUAAAGAACACAAAAUAACAACACUUGGACCGUCUUCACUCGUAGACUCGUAAUGAGUUUGUAGAUGCGUGGAGGUCGCAGCCGCAGGUAACUGAGGAAAGCGAAAACUAUAGGCCUUCCAGCCGAAUUUUCAAUUACUGAAACGUGAAACUUCCUCCUAUUCAAUACUUAGCGGAGGAAAAUGGUAUCGCCAACGGAGACUGUCCGUCAGUGGGUUUCUGACUUCGUUGAGAAAAAAGAGCCGAAGUAUUCUUAUAAAGUGCUGUUGAUUGGAGAUUGUGUUGGAAAAUCCAGUCUACUUCUGCGUUUUUAUGCCAAUGAUUUCAUCGAAGAUGCAGAUAUGAAACUCAUUCCAAUGACAAUUGGAUUGGACGUUAAAUCAAAAAUCCUAGAUAUCGAAGGUCCUGGUUAUAAAGAGCAAGUGACUCUAAAUAUUUGGGAUACUGCUGGCCAGGACAGAUUUCGGUCCUUAAAUGGGCAAUAUCUCCCGAGUGCGGAUGCGGUUAUUUUGUUGUAUGAUGUACGAAAUCUAAACAGUUUCAAAAACUGUCGGUAUUUUGUGGAGGACGUGGAGAAGUUUUGUGACGAUGAUGUAGUAAGGAUACUUGUUGGGAACAAGGAUGACUCUGAUGAUAGUUUAAAGGUCGUCUCGUCGCAACGCGCACACGACUACGCCGUAUCGAUAGGAUUUAAAUUCCUCGAAACCAGCGCAAAGGACAAUCGCAAUGUUUUUGAGCUGUUUACGAAGGUGGCGCAGCUCUGUUUUGCCCGUCAGAUGCAAAUGGAACGAUUACAGUGAAAACAAUAAUUGUCCCCGUCCACACACCGGCUCCGCUAGUCUUUGUGAUAAUUCACCCUUCCCCGUUUUGCCGUUCCCUCUGCUUAGAGCUUUCUCUUGAAUAUUGAUCAAGUAUGAAGGUUAUAUUUUGAAUAAGUUAUUGUUUUGUUUUCUUGGAGCAAGACGAUCUUACUUGUACAGUUGUACCAUUUGCUAUGUGCCUUGCUAGUUUGUGCUCCAUUUCCGCACCUGACACGUUGAAUCUUCACAUAUUUGUUGAUUUUGUACGAAACUGGAUUUCAAGAAAUGGUUUAUUUGUGGAA
This is a messenger RNA of Paramacrobiotus metropolitanus, 1230 nucleotides long. Its product is annotated as ras-related protein Rab-35-like. The transcript is spliced from 8 exons. Gene Ontology annotation, molecular function: GTPase activity; GTP binding. The coding region runs from base 311 to 928 and encodes 205 amino acids. NCBI's taxonomy places the organism in Eukaryota, Metazoa, Tardigrada, Eutardigrada, Parachela, Macrobiotidae. The record is from RefSeq and is a predicted model, not a curated record.